ACCAAACUUCAUUUUUCCCAUAUUUGUUUUUUCUUCGUCGUUAAUCAUCAGCCAUGUCUUCCAAUCCAAAUCAACACAUCGACGAGCGUCAAUGGAUCAUUAACAUCCGACGAACUCUUGAGGAAGAGCUCGAACUUAGCGACAUAGAAAUUCCCGUGUGCAUAUUCAGCGUGCCCAAACCCUUGAGGUCUAGCGAUCCCGAUUCUUACACUCCACAAGAAGUAGCAAUUGGUCCUUACCAUUAUUGGCGUCCGGAGCUGUAUGAGAUGGAAAGGUACAAGCUUGCAGCAGCUAAAAGAACUCAAAGAAAUCUUCAUGGCGAUAUUAAGUUUCAGUAUGUUGUUGAACAAUUGUCUGAACUUGAGCCGACAAUUCGAGCUUGCUAUCAUAAGUUCUUAGAUGUUAGUAGCGAAACUUUAACUUGGAUGAUGGCUAUUGAUGCAUCAUUCUUGCUUGAGUUCCUUCAGAUCUAUGCCAUCAAAGAAGGAAAGGCGAGCAGAAGGGUUUCCUCAAGAUCCAUGUUGCAUAUUCUUGAUUAUGCAGGGUCAAAAGCCGCUCAUAAUGCUAUUUUAAGAGAUAUGGUGAUGCUUGAGAAUCAAAUUCCAUUAUUUGCGUUGAGGAAGAUGCUUGAAGUUCAAUAUUCAUCGUCAGAAUCAGCUGAUGAGAUGUUGGAGGCUAUGUUAAUUGGGUUCUACGAAGAACUUUCGCCUUUCAAGAUGAUGCAGGACACGCCGAAGAUCCGCGUUUCAGAAUCUGCGCACUUGCUAGACUACUUAUACGACACAAUUGUGCCGAAAGUACAACUACAGUCGCAGUUGACCGGGAGUACUGAUCAGGAUAAUGGUGGAGCCGCACAAAAGGACGGAUUUUCAGGUGACUCAACGUUCUUAAAAAAGCUCAUGAAUGAGAUUUGGAAGCUACUCUCAAAGUUAAACAAGAGGCCGAUACGUCUAAUCCAAAAAAUUUUACUAUCCAAACCAAUGAAAUUGAUUCUUAAAUUGCCUUGGAAGCUACUGUCUAAGCUUCCUGGGCUCUCAAUCUUGGCACAACCUCUUCAAGUUUUAAUGUCAGGAGGCGGCGAGGAGAAAGAUCCUGACGGUGAGAGUGACAGUAACAAGCCACCAUUAGUGGAGGAAAUCACAAUUCCUUCUGUCACUGAGCUCUUGAAAUCCCAGGUUCGUUUUGUGGCAGCUAAAGGUAACAUUUCAACCAUCAGUUUCGACAGUAAGAAGGCUAUAUUUCGCCUGCCCAUCAUUAGUUUAGACGUAAACACAGAGGUGAUAUUGAGAAACUUGGUGGCUUAUGAAGCAUCGAAUGCAUCAGGACCAUUAGCUUUUUCACGCUACACUGAGUUGAUGAAUGGGAUUAUUGAUUCCGAGGAGGAUGUGAAAAUUCUUAGGGAGAGAGGGAUAAUUUUUAACAGGUUGAAGAGCGAUGCAGAGGUUGCUAAUAUGUGGAAUGGGAUGAAUAAAUCAAUUAGACUGACGAAAGUGCCGCAGAUUGAUAAGGUGAUUGAAGAUGUUAACAAGUAUUACAACAGCCGAUGGAAGGUUAAGUUGGGGAAAUAUAUGAGGCUAUAUGUGUUUGGUUCUUGGCAAUUUCUUACCUUGCUUGCUACCAUUUUGCUCUUGCUCUUGGUGAUGUUACAAGCUUUUUGCUCCGUCUAUAACUGUCGUAAAUUUAAUCUUGCCUCAACCUUCGAGUGAUUGUAUUUGGUUUCUGAAUUUUCUCGUGGCUUGCAUAUCUUCGGUACGAAUCAGCAGUACCCUCUCCUAAUUUGAGCCCUGAAUUUUUAAAAAUCUCAUAAUAUUUGUCUAUUUGUCUAAUAUAUUCUUAUUUUGUGAGAUACUGUUGUAAAAUUAUCUCCACAAGAUUAUUUGAUAAAGGAAAAGCUUGGUUUGUAUGCUUUCUUCUUUCCGGAGAAAUGAGUUUUGUGCAUUGUGAUUCCCGGAAUUGUAUUUGGUUAUCUCUUAAUGGAUAUUGUAAUAUAAGGUUGCUUGUGAAUAAAUAUCUCAUUAUAUUA
Messenger RNA from Pistacia vera, 2023 nucleotides. Its product is annotated as putative UPF0481 protein At3g02645. The transcript has a single exon. The record is from RefSeq and is a predicted model, not a curated record. The coding region runs from base 54 to 1706 and encodes 550 amino acids. NCBI's taxonomy places the organism in Eukaryota, Viridiplantae, Streptophyta, Magnoliopsida, Sapindales, Anacardiaceae.